Molecule: messenger RNA, 3234 nt
Organism: Babjeviella inositovora NRRL Y-12698
Lineage: Eukaryota; Fungi; Ascomycota; Pichiomycetes; Serinales
Product: Zn(II)2Cys6 transcription factor
Exons: 1
Coding region: 222-2759 (845 amino acids)
Biological process (GO): regulation of DNA-templated transcription; DNA-templated transcription
Molecular function (GO): DNA binding; zinc ion binding; DNA-binding transcription factor activity, RNA polymerase II-specific
Source: RefSeq, a predicted model, not a curated record
CAGGAUACUGUACCAAACAUUGCUCUAGACAGUCGAAGACCAGCGACCAGAGUGAAUUCACCUAUACCAAUUAUAUUUUUAAAUCCAUCGUCGGAGCUAAGAUCAUUCCUAUCUACCCAAUUAACCAUUCAUACCGAUAUACCAUUAAUUCCAGUUGAUCCGUCUUGGACACUAUCAGCCUACAUUCCUACGAGCCUAUCCUUGCUAAAUUCUAACUCGUUAUGAACCUGUCAGACACCAACCUAACUAAACGAAGCCCUUCAGAAGACUCGCCCGAGGAAGACUCGAGUAAGAAGCGCAACCGCAGCACGGUGUCAUGCCUGGCAUGUCGGCGUCGCAAGAUCAAGUGCGACCGCGAGAAGCCGUGUGCGUCGUGUAAGCGGCGCAACAUCCCUGCGGGGUUGUGCACGUAUGACGAGUCUCUCUGGGUGUCGGUGCUCAACAAGGAACAGCGUCAGAACGAAGAGUUGGAGACGUUAAAGAGUCAGGUGGACGAGUGUCUCGACGCGUUGGCGCAGGAGCGCACGCGCGCGGCGCAGGAGGUGCGCGCGUUGAAUCAAAAAAUCGAGGGGUUGACACGCGCAAGCCAAGAGCUGCACGCGUUCGUGUCAUCACAACCUCCACGUCUUCUGCCUGACGGCCGCCUGCUGCUUGAUAGCGGCCUUCUGACAACUCCAGGAUAUUCUACUGCCACCCCCAGCUUUCCCGGCGCCACGCCGUACAUGUCCAAUCCAUUGGCAUCCACACCGUCAUCAAGUUGCGGCAAUGCACACGACACAGAAGAUGUGGGAGACGUGCGUGGCGGUCCACACCUGCCCGAGCGCAACCCGCUCGUCGCAUACGACAAGGUGGUUAAUCUCAAUAAGUACACCUUUACGCACACCAAGGUAAACCGUGUGAUCUUCUUUGGGCCCACCAGUUGGCGUGUAAAUCUCCACUGCGACUCGUCCUUGCACCCGGUGUUGGCGCCCUUCUACUACCUUGUCAAGAUGGACCGCCAAAAGUGGAAACAGCAGAAGGUGGCGCAGGGCGCGAUUGUGCCUGACUAUAACCUCGCGUGGAAGAGCAGCACUGUGCGGGACAUGACAGAUUUUUUGGAGCAGAUUCUUCCCAGAUACGAGUUUCUCCAGGAGCGGCUCGAAGUGUUUUUCGAUUCAGUGCAGUAUUUGUAUCCAUACAUUUCAAAGGAGGAAACGUUCCGAAAUUUUCGGACAUUUAUACAGCCUGUCGGGAUCACAGGUAGUGCAGGAACGUCUUCAAACGCAUCGUCGUGCGGGUCGCCCAAUAGGGCCGCGGGCGACACAAGCACAAACGCGGGCGACAUCCGUGUGAAAAUUCAUGUGACCAAGAAAUACCUCGACUUUGCGCACAUUGCGCUUCUUCUCGCGAUUGUCGCGACAGGCUGCCUCUUCAACAAGAACCGCACAUUUGCACAUACGGACGCGGCGUUUACGGACCCGCGGCACUACGUCAGCCUCGUUCUUCGCAGCUUAGGCGCCGCACGCGCAGUCGAGAAAUCCUCCUUUCAGGCGCUCCAGGCACUUCUCCUCCUCCGCAGCUUUAAGCAGCAUGAUCCUGAUGACGGUGAUGGUGGUGAUGGGUCCAACGGAUCGCUCCUCUUCAAAAUGGCGAUGAGUAUGGCUCUUACGCUUGGGUUACACAGAUCCCCCGAAACCAUCGUGCUAGCCAACGCGGAUUACCCCGUAGAGCUCCACAAACGUCUCUGGAAGCACCUCUUGUACUUAGAUGCGACUCAGUCCUGUGACUUGGGGAUCCCGCUCUCGCUCGAUGUGUCGUACUACACAGAACGUGACGAUGGCAAAAGCACCUUCAAGGGGAGCAGUGCGAAGCUGGAUAGGACGGUUGUGCGACCAUAUGAUCUCUUUUACCGCGUCACUCCAUUGAUUGCAGACAGUGUGUUAUUCUACACGACACUCACGCGACAGGUGCGUGUACUGCAGAUCGAGGAGAAGAUCCGUGGCAUGGAGCAGUUUAUGCGUGAGGAGAAGCUUCUCGGGAGCAAACCGUGUGGCGCGGACGAGCUCACGCGUGCGGUGUGGAUCAUGGUCAAGUACCAAGUGCUCGACCUUAUCCUGGCAUCCUACUACCUCAUUUAUCUUGAGAGCGACUCUACCCUUACUGAUAAUUUUUUGAAGUACCUGUUGAUCUCUCACCGCUUUUCGGAGAAUAUUAUGGAGAUGUUGGAGGACAAGGAGAGCAACUACAUCACCGAGCGCGUGAUAUUUCCGUCGAUGAAGCGGUGCAUUAUCCGCUCGCUUAUCACCAGCUGCUCGAUCUUGUUCAACAAGCAGUACUUUGGGAACAAAGGAAACGAAAAAUCGCUUCGAGAAUUCACUGUCACUGACUUGGAGAAUUUGCGGUACCCUUGCUACGCGGAGGUUGCCGCGAAUCCCGAGCUUUCGCGCUCGUUGCUAAAGUUCAACAAACAGGCGAUCAUUGAGUUUGGUUACAAUUUUGCGUCGUCCAAAAAGUCGAAUCUCAGCAAUUUCUACGGCUUCUUCAUCUGCCAGCGCUUUUGUCUUUUGGUCAUCAAGUACAUCAAGGACAAACAGCUGGCAAUCGCGAAUGAACAGCGUGCGAGUUUCCAUAUGUUGGACCCCUCCCCACCUGCCCCCAGCGAUGAACUCGAUAACCCUUUUGACAUGGCUUUGCCCUUCUCCAUAUCUGACGAAACUAUCAACGGAUUGAUGCUGUUUAGCCCCGAGGAUUUUGCCAGGCAGACCCCAGGGCCACACUAAAUCACGGAACAUUUAUUAUUGCGAAUAUAUGUAUCUUGAUUUCUAUCAAAAUGUAACCGGGUUGGUGCUCCAUUAUUAAUCUCAGUGUAGAGCAGUGGUCAGCAUCACGGUUCGCUAGUGUUGAAUUUCUUCAUUUGUAUCCAAAUUUACAACUAAAUGGGGAAUACUGAACUGCUACAGAAACACGGAAACUCAAUAAAUUUGCUAGAUACACACAAGCUGUAUUUUUUACUUAUCCGUACAGAGAAUUCAUUUGUAUCGAAUGUGACAGCUGACAAAAAUAACGCAACCAGAUCUCUUAAUUUUGCAGUUUGCGCCCUGAGCUUGUCUUGCUUUUAGCCAUGUAUUCAAAAUGAGUCAGACCAUCUGGGUUCCAGUAGAUUUUCAGGGUUGCAAAUAUUGCGAUGAAGAAGACAAGGGUAUAUCUUAAAAGAGAUAGGCGAGAUAGUGAAUUAACUAUAACAUUAUGAGGGUU